AAACGACUUUUUAGGUUUCAGGUUGGAUUUAUUUCAUGUAGUGUAGUGUGGGUUAUUGGAUCUGACGUAUGAACAAGAAUUCAUUACAAGGAUGCAAUCCGACGAUAAGCUGCCCGAAGAUGAGGAAGAAAUGCUUGUUUACGUAGAAUUCGAGGGGCUUGUCGGUAGUAAUGUGUUUAAUAAUGAAGAACUACAAUUAGAUAUGAUUGGAAUAGACACGGAGCAUCCUAUAAUGCAAAUUGAUGGACGGUUUUACGAGGGAUCUUAUGAAGACACCGUGGGUACCUAUAUGUUCUUUGAGAAGGAUGACAAUCCACACGUGGAUGAUGUUGUAUUCGAUAAAGUGCCGACUCUAAAAUAUUUUGCUAAAACCAGAAAGGUACUGAAGAUGCAGAGAGUUUUUACGAAACCAAGAGCCGAGAUUUUUGGUGAUCCUGAACACGAUAGUUGUAUUCCGAAUACCGAUACUUUAUCACAAGCUGGAGUGCCUCCAAAAUAUCAAGAAGAAGCUCUCCAAUAUUGGAAUAAGAUACGUGACGAUAAACUGGAAGAAUUAAGUACAUGUUUGGAGAAACAAAAAAUUAGAGAAGAAAAAGAAAUCCAAAGGCAUAUUAGUGUUCUUAUGCCAUAAAUAUUAUGCAUAUCCAGAAAAUGAAGCUGAUACAACUCAAAAACAAUAUUAAUGCUUUAAACACUGAGAUAAGAAAAGUCACGUUAGUUAUAUACAAAUGAUUUUUUUACAAAUAAUUAUAAUUGCAUGUAAUCAUAAAUAAUGAAAUUCAAGAGCAAAUAAUUAAUAGACAAAUUUUACAUACUACUGCACACAUCACAUUAUCAUUGUCUCAUGAGAAUGUUCUCUGGUAGGAAAAAUUGCUCAAUUUCUAUUUGAUGAAGAUAUAAUAUAUUUUUAUAUGUAAUGGUAUAUAUAAUUUGUAUUACAUAGAUAAUAUUCAGUUGUCAUGUAUAAUACCAAGUUCCAUAUUCACUAAUACUAAUAUUGAUCAACUAUUAAUAUUAUACAGCUACAUUCAAAAUGUUGUGGAAAUAUAUAUUUAUAUACGUUUGUGUUUGAAUUAUCUGUAUCAAAUGUCAGAGAUGAGUAAAUUUAUUUUUACGAAAUAUAUAAUGACUUCAUAUAUAUAUAUAGCUAUAUAAUUUUUAUUGUAGCUAUUUUACAAAUGUAGAUCUGUUAUUGAAUCCACGCAAAUUUUCCAAUCGAAUUUAACAUUUUAUAAAAUAAUAUCUAUAUGAAGUAAUAUUUAGGUACGUACCUCAUACAUCUAUAAUAACAUGAUACUUUAUCAAUUGAUAUGACUUCAUGAAAUAUAUAUAGAUUCAUUAUUCAUGUAUUAAAAUGCACAACGAUAUAAAUUAUAUUUCCAAUUAUAAUAAAAUAAAAUAUUCGAUAUUAAUAUAUAAGUAAUAUUAGUUUCAUAUCAUUCUGUCAUUUUAUAUAUUGUCAAUUUUCGCCUUUCUUAUUUUUAUUUUACUAAUAUUCUAUAAACAGCUCAAAAUAGACUUGAUUAUAGAUACACUAUUAAUUUCUAUAUUGCAUGCAAAGCAGAUAUUAAUUAUUACUUAAUUGAUUUGAAUCUGCUUAAACUGAAUAGAUUCAGGAAGAGAAUUGAUUAUCGCUUUCUAAUUUUUUUCCUUUCUAUUUUUCUAUCCAAAAUGCUUAUUUUAUUUUUAAUAUAAAGUAUAGCAUACUGCAAUAAAAAAGAACAAAUCUCAGAUAUUAUUGUCAUGUGUAUACACUACACUUAAGAAAUUAUUUUUUCUUCAUACGCUCAUCUUUUAAUUAUACAUAUAUAUUUAUAUAUUGUGCAUGAUAUAAUGUAUAAUUGUGAAAUACUGAAUUGAACCCAAAUAUGUAAUUUAUUUUUACGAAAUAUAUAAUGACUUCAUAUAUA
This is a messenger RNA of Formica exsecta, 1910 nucleotides long. RefSeq names its product general transcription factor 3C polypeptide 6. The record is from RefSeq and is a predicted model, not a curated record. The transcript has 4 exons. Bases 92 to 631 code for a protein of 179 amino acids. Gene Ontology annotation, cellular component: transcription factor TFIIIC complex. Gene Ontology annotation, biological process: transcription by RNA polymerase III. NCBI's taxonomy places the organism in Eukaryota, Metazoa, Arthropoda, Insecta, Hymenoptera, Formicidae.